Paramormyrops kingsleyae is the source of this 1799-nucleotide messenger RNA. Its product is annotated as thiosulfate:glutathione sulfurtransferase. NCBI's taxonomy places the organism in Eukaryota, Metazoa, Chordata, Actinopteri, Osteoglossiformes, Mormyridae. The record is from RefSeq and is a predicted model, not a curated record.
GAACCUGUGGUGGGAGGGAGUCAGCAUUCUGAGGAAAAACACACCGCCUCAUCAAGUUGCACUCUGAACAAGACACAUUUAUCUGCAUUAGACCCUUUCAGAUGUAGAUGUUUAGAACUUUAAAAUGCUUUUGUGAAGGCAGGAAAUAGCAAAGAGGAUAAUAUGUUAUUUAAGGCUGUCAGUGCACAUCCCACAGGGGACCCAGCGACAUACUGUCACGUGUGAAGGGCCCACCUUAAUGAAGAAUUUGGUCCCGGCCACCACUUGGGUCUUGAAUGACGUCGCUGUAAAAACAUCAAAAUUUCUUCCCGCUUUAAGUUAUGCUUGCGGUUUCACCUGAAGAUGAACAAGUUUCUUACAUAAUCGAAAUUAGGACUUUUUUUUUUUUUAAUUAUGCUUGUGUUAUUUUCAUGUAUUUAUUUUAAAUAAUGCAUUUACAGAAAAAAAACUCGGAAUAAUCUGGUUCCUUCUUAAAUGAACUGAAAUAGAACCGUGAUGCAAACGUGUUUACAAUCGACCCUGUCCUGAUUUUUCCUGUCUCCAACAAGUGGAACGGGAACUGAUGUUAGACGGAGAAGUUAUGAAUAUGUCUAUCCCCGAUAAGUGAGUGAGUCUGUGUCCGAAGACUUGCUUGUUCAAGCCCCAAACGCCGUUACUGUCACUCAUCAUGUCGCAGAUGCCUUGUACCUAUCACACCAACGCGAGUAAAAUUUGUUGCCUCAAGGGAUUCCUUUGUCGGCUGGACCAUUUCAACUUACAUGGGUGGAAAUGAAUCAGUAUUGUGGGGAUUCGUUCGCUUGAGUGAAUUAUAUAGUUGAUAUAUAGUUAGGCGAUGGUUAACAUUUAAUUAUUUACUAUUUCUUUGAAAUAGUUGAAUGCAGGACUGAAAACAUUAAUUUAAACAUUUCUUUGGCUUCCCCUCUCAGUUGGAUUGCUCAUAGGCGUGGCUUCAGCUGUCCGAUGAGCUGCUCUGAUUCGUUUUGCGGGUCAUCGAUGUACGAUUCGGUGAGAAAAACUACAUGUCGUCAUUUAAGGGGCGGUUGUUUGUUUCAGGAUAUUACAGAUGUUUUACCGCCCACGACACUUGUCUUAAGUAUUACUUUGUAUCUUGCGGAGCUCUGUAAUUCCCGCAUAAUUCAGGUAUGCGCUCGGGGCCGCUCGCUGCUAUGGUGGCUGCUCUCAUAUUGAUGCGCAGGGUCGUACUGGCGACCGCUGACGCUGCCGCUGGGACAGGCGCUUUCUGCGGCCAGCGUGCCGUCGGGAAAUGCGGCCUUAAGACAUCGCCGGUGGUGCUGCAGGAGUCCCGGGCACCAGAACCCGUGGUGCCAUAUGAGCAGCUUAAGACCAUGCUGUCCAGGCACAGUGUCCAGCUGUUUGAUGUCCGGAAUCCAGAUGAGUUCCAGGUGGGACGGAUUCCUGACUCCACCAACAUCCCAUUGGGGGAGCUGGAGGAGGCCCUGCAGUUGACUCCUGACCUCUUCAGGAGUCGCUUUCAUGUCAUUGCACCCAAGAAGACAGACUCCAACAUCGUAUUCUACUGUCGGAAGGGCAACCGCAGCGCCACUGCUUUGGAGAUCGCGUUCAGGCUGGGCUUCAGCAGGGCGCAGCACUACGCAGGUGGAUACAAAGAAUGGGAGCAGUAUGAGCGGCAGUGAGCCUGCAAGCUGAUUGGCUGGAGUGACCAACAUCCCAGAAUGCAGUGCAGUACAAAGUGUCAGCUGGAUCAGCUGCCCCCAGGAUCAGGACAUCAGAGGAAACGGUGUCUAAGUUCAUCAAAAUAAAAUGGCGUUCACAAACUA